This is a messenger RNA of Carassius carassius (crucian carp), 2800 nucleotides long. Its product is annotated as reticulophagy regulator 1-like. The transcript is spliced from 9 exons. The record is from RefSeq and is a predicted model, not a curated record. NCBI's taxonomy places the organism in Eukaryota, Metazoa, Chordata, Actinopteri, Cypriniformes, Cyprinidae. Gene Ontology annotation, biological process: reticulophagy; negative regulation of neuron apoptotic process. Gene Ontology annotation, cellular component: endoplasmic reticulum membrane. The coding region runs from base 60 to 1427 and encodes 455 amino acids.
UACUAAACAACAACAAAAUUAACAUCAGCUGGUAGCGCGCGUGAGGAGCGGGGCUUGCAAUGGCUUAUCAGGGUGGAUGCGACAGUCUGGAUGCUUCAGAGGUGGAGCCGGUGGGAAAGACUUCCUCCAGAUCACUCAGCUCAGGUGGAGGAGGAGAGAUGGCGGAGAAAGAGGAAGAGCAGCCUUCGAGAGUCCGACACCCUGCAGACACUGAUCCUCUGUGCCGUAUAUCAAAGCUGAUUAACUGGAAAAAACCCUUAUGGACUUCCUCUUUCUUCGCAACUACAAAUAUAGCGUUUUGGUUUGUGUCUCUUAGUCCCUGUCGGGUGUUCAGCCUCCUCUCCAUAUGUGUGGCUCUCUUAGUGAUGAUACAGUUGAUGGGAGAUGUGGCUCUUUCCAGAUCCAGAGGAGCUGCUCUAUGGAGGAGUAUGACAAGCAGCUGGGAGGUCAUUGAUUCUGUCCAGGAGGGCAAGUCUGGAUCAGGAUCUCCUUUCACAGACUUCUGGACGAGCCUCAAGCUCUUCAUUGAGGAGACUUCCUCUUUUAAGCAGCAGAAUCCAGGCAAGUUCUGUCUGCUGGUGUGCAGUAUGUGUUCUUUUCUGGCAAUACUUGGACGUUACAUUCCAGGGGUUGUUAUUUCAUACAUCUUAGUGCUUGGCAUUUUUCUCUGGCCCUUGGUGUCGUCACAUGAGUUUGGGAUGUGGUUGGAACCAGUUCUGCCGAAACUGGACUUUGGAGUGGGCGAGUUUCUUCAGAAAAUAAAGGAGAAUCAUGAGAAAAGGAUACUCCAGUCACAAGCCAAGAGAGAGAGCAUUGAAGCAGACCUGUCGGCACUUUUCCCCAAGAUGGACUCCACCGUGUGCAAAGAGCUGUCUGUAUCCGACACAGAGGUCUCUGAAAUAACAUGGACUGACAAUGGCACCUUUAACCUUUCAGAGGGACACACACCUCAGACAGAAAACUCUGAAGACUCAGACCGGCGAAGUGACGAGGAAGUCUUCACCGGUGGACUGCCGGAAUUUCCCUCCUUGGACAAUGUCUUGGGAACAAAUGGAGAUGACGAUGAAGACCUGAGCAUUGGGAUGCCCACCCCUCCAUCCCAUCCCAGCAGGGUCGGGUCCACACAGUCAGAGCAGGAACCCGUGGCCCAGGCACUGGAGGUUGUGCAGAGGCUGGCUGGAGAUCUAAUCACAGCAGCAGUAACGGCGGCCAUGCAGGAACGUCUGGAGGCGGCUGUAGCACCUGCGCUGGUCCAGGCCCUGGCUGAGGAAUCGGACAGCGACGCGGAGGACUUCGAGUUGUUGGACCAGUCAGAGCUGGAACAGCUGGAGGGCGAGUUGGGGCUGGACCGCUCGAGCCGUGCAGAAACGUCUAAAUCUAACAAACCCUCCUCAGGCUUCCUGUCCAAACUACUGGGGCACCAAUGAUUUUAUUCAGAGGGGUUCUGCUUCCCUCUGUGAUGGGAUGUGGGUGGGAGGAUAAAUGUUGGGUUGUAAUGAAGGUAUUCCAUUGUUUUACUUUGCUGGUGUGAUUCAUUUGUUUUGCUAUAAAAACAAAGUCAUCUGUGGAAGGAGGCUAUUUGUGUAUUUCACUGGGAAGGGGAUUGUGGCUGGUUUUGGCGUAGCUCCAUCUUAGUGGGUCAUCGGAGGAAAUGGUUUUCACAAUGUUUCCUGUCAACCUCCAACCCGCCAAUGACCAGAGGGUUAUGGACCAGAGUAAAGUCAUUUGUUUAGCUGUUAAAGGGCUGGUAGAUACAGGAUAUUCCAUAUUUUGCUGCCAAAUAUUUUUUCUCUUUUCAACUUCCUAUAAUUACUCAUAAAAUAAAGCUUCAUGGCCAAAGUGUAAGGGCCUCCCACUAACUGACAAUCAGGAAUGCACUUAUAGGCAAACAGAAACACAUUGUAGAGAAGUACACAUGUGACAAAUACUGGAUGUAUUUUAUUUAAAUAUUUUUUUUAGAGUGAACCAACUAGGCACUAGAGCACAUACGCACCAGAUUAAUAUUCAUCAAAUAGUGCUUAAAAGGAUGGUUCAACCAAAAAUGAAUAUUUUGUCAUAAAUGCUGUUUAAUGUUGUUUUAGACUCCAUUGACUUUCAUUUUAUAAACAAAAACAGUAACACCGAAUAUUAUCUUUUGUGUUCCACAGAACACAAUAUUUGAAAAAAAAAAAAAAUGAAAGUGUGUAAAUAAUGAUAAUUUCUGGGUGAACUCUUUCUCUUUAAUGUACACAAAGACCCCAAUUUUUUUUCAGGCAAAACUGUAAAAUGUAUUUAAUGCCCAAGAAAAAUGUAGACAGAAGACACUUGUACUUUUAGUCAGUUUUAUAAAUCAAAAUGUCUCUUUGGGGAUCAUUAUCAUGCUUUCAGUCUUUUAUCAACUGACCCAUUAUUCAUAAUAGCCUUUUCAUCAAUGUAAGUACAGACGGACAUAUAACCAAGAGUGUUUCUGUUCACAGAGUGUUGCUUGGUGUGUAUCUAAAUUUAGUGUUUCUAACAAACUUCUGAUGUAUAAUGAAUUUUGUAUGUAUCAAAUGCUUUCUAUAUCACAUUGGCCGAAUAGGAAUUUCUGCCAGUCACUAUAAUGACUGCUAUCCAAAAAUGAUUCUACUCAGUGUCAGUUUGAUCUUUUUUUUUUAAAUGUAUUAUUUAUUCCUAUAUAUCUCUCUUAUUAGAUUGCUGCCACGCACAUAUGAUUGCCUUAUAUGCCUGUGCAAGUUUGUCUGUCAGAGCAUAACAGAAUAAGCAAAAUAUAGUUGUAUAAACAAUCUCCAGAAUGUAAUUAAAACCGUACAAUUCAAAA